AUGGUUUGGUUCCAGCCUCUUCCCCUCAGCCUCCUCUGCCCCUCAGCCUCCUCUGCCCCUCAGCCUCCUCUUCCCCUGAGCCUCUGCCCCUCAGCCUCCUCUUCCCCUCAGCCUUCUCUUCCCCUCAGCCUCCUCUUCCCCUCAGCCUCCUCUUCCCCUGAGCCUCUGCCCCUCAGCCUCCUCUUCCCCUCAGCCUCCUCUGCCCCUGAGCCUCUGCCCCUCAGCCUCCUCUGCCCCUCAGCCUCCUCUGCCCCUCAGCCUCCUCUUCCUCUCAGCCUCCUCUGCCCCUCAGCCUCCUCUUCCCCUCAGCCUCCUCUGCCCCUGAGCCUCUGCCCCUCAGCCUCCUCUGCCCCUGAGCCUCUGCCCCUCAGCCUCUGCCCCUCAGCCUCUGCCCCUCAGCCUCCUCUGCCCCUGAGCCUCUUCCCCUCAGCCUCCUCUGCCCCUGUGUUCUCUGCUUCCACCCCUCUCCUCCAUCUGGAAGUGCUUUACACCUGA
Knipowitschia caucasica is the source of this 495-nucleotide messenger RNA. The record is from the annotation of a GenBank genome assembly. NCBI's taxonomy places the organism in Eukaryota, Metazoa, Chordata, Actinopteri, Gobiiformes, Gobiidae.